This is a messenger RNA of Culicoides brevitarsis, 2748 nucleotides long. RefSeq names its product kinesin-like protein KIF23. Gene Ontology annotation, biological process: mitotic spindle midzone assembly; microtubule-based movement. The record is from RefSeq and is a predicted model, not a curated record. Gene Ontology annotation, cellular component: nucleus; microtubule; kinesin complex. Gene Ontology annotation, molecular function: microtubule motor activity; microtubule binding; ATP binding. The transcript has 4 exons. Lineage: Eukaryota; Metazoa; Arthropoda; Insecta; Diptera; Ceratopogonidae. Bases 102 to 2648 code for a protein of 848 amino acids.
AUUUUAUUAUUAACGGUCGUGCUCAAGGAAAAAAACAAACGACAAUUUUUGCACAAUUUUUACUCAAUUUAAAUGAUUUUCGGACCUAAAAAGUUUUCAAAAUGAGUAAAGUGAGAACGCCAGCAAAGGUCCCAAUCGGAAGUCGUCUCGCCCUGAAAACUCCGCGCAAACAAAAUUCAAAAGAAAAUCUCACAAAAGAUCCUGUCCAAGUAUUCUGUCGCAUCAAACCACUACCAUGCGAAGGCGAUUUAAGCUGUAUUAAAGUCAUCUCACCCACAACUGUGGUCUUGACUCCGCCCGAAUUCGCGGUAAACUACAAAAUUGGCAAUUUAAAGGAGACGCAAUGCACUUUCAAGCAUGUUUUUGACGGCGAAUCGAAACAACGUGAAGUUUAUUCGUGUGUCGCUCAACCGCUCGUGGAAAAUCUCAUUCGCGGAAAGAGCGGAUUGCUUUUCAGUUACGGCGUUACUGGAUCUGGCAAAACCUAUACGAUGACCGGCGAUGCUAAAAAUCGUGGAAUCAUGCCACGAUGUCUUGAUUCGUUGUUUAAGACAAUUUCCGACUUGCAAACGAAGAAAUUUGUCUUUAAACCGGAUCGCAUGAACGGUUUUGAGAUUUUAUCCGAAGCUGAUGCGAUGUUGGAACGUCAAGCGGAACUCCAUUCACGUCUUUUGAAGUCUGGGCGUCGCAAAGAUUCGGAUCCGGAAAUUGCUUCGCAAGCCUCAACGAAUGCCGAGACGCUUGAUGGGCUCGAUGAGGAUAAUAUGUACGCAGUUUUCAUCACGUACGUCGAAGUUUACAACAAUUCCGUGUUCGAUUUGCUCGAGGAGACCCCCAUGCAAGGCUUUAAGCAGGGAACGUUGCAAAGUCGCGUCAUUCGAGAGGAUGCCAAUCACAAUAUGUACGUGCAUGGCGUUACCGAACUCGAAAUUAAGUCUGUGGAACAAGCUCUCGAGGCAUUUCAGUUGGGACAGAAGCGAAAACGCGUCGGUCAUACAAUUUUGAAUGCGGAAUCAAGUCGAAGUCACUCGGUUUUCACGAUCCGACUUGUGCAGGCGCCGUCAGAUGCGCAAGGCGAGUACGUCGUGCAAGACAAACAAACGAUCACCGUGAGUCAAUUGUCGCUCGUGGACUUGGCGGGCAGCGAGAGAUUGUCCCGUACGAAAAAUACGGGCGAAAGACUUCGAGAAGCGGGAAAUAUCAAUAAUUCACUGAUGACGCUCCGAACGUGCUUGGAAAUUUUGCGGGAGAAUCAGAUGACGGGCGCAUCGAAAAAAGUUCCUUAUCGUGACUCGAAGUUGACAAAUUUGUUCAAAAACUUUUUCGAUGGCGAAGGACAAGUACGGAUGGUGGUUUGUUGUAAUCCAAGAGCUGAAGAAUACGACGAGAAUGUGCAAGUAAUGAAAUUCGCUGAAAUGACGCAAGAAGUACAAAUAGCUCGUCCAACGCCGAUGAAAUCAGCUCUCGAUAUCGGUUUAACACCCGGUCGUCGCAAGGCAAACCAACUUUUCAAGAAAGCCGUCGACAAUUUGGAAGAAAAUGGCAAACCUGAAGCGCGUCACUUUGAUGUCGAUCUCGGUCUGGUUUACAGCUUAGGUCCCAGUUUCCCCAAUUACCGCCUGGAUUCUGUCGAAAACGAGCGCGUCAUCCAGGAUCUCAUGAAAUUCCUCGAAAACCGCAUCGAAAAGCGUCGCAUCUUGCUCGAUGACUUCAAUGCGCGCCAAGACAAAUUCCGCUUGCAAUUGAUGCAUUUGGAAAAGGAGAACAUCAUGCUCAAAUCCGAGACAUCGAGCACAAAAGCAACUCUCAAGAUCGAACGACAACGAAAUCAAGCGUUGGAAAACCGAAUUAUCGUCCAUGAACGCGCACUCGACGAUUUAAAUCGAAAAAUCAAAGAAGUCGAGCAAGAAAAUGAACGUUUGCGUCAAUCGAUGGACGAAAAACAACGAGUUUUGCAGCAAAAAGAGCGCGAAGUCGAAAAUACAAGGAAAAAGUACGCCGCCAAGGUUGGAAUGGAAAAAACCAAGAUGGAAAGUGAGUUGGAACAAAAAUUGCAACAACAAAGAAGCAAAUUUGAGGAAAAAUACAAAUCGGAUGCGGAAAAAUUGAAACUUGUCUCGAAAAUUUUGAAAAGUACGGAAAUUCCAUCGGACCUUGCUUCAUCCCGGAGCAGCGAUUCGAGUGACAAAACCAUCGUUAAAGCCUCCGACGUUGUUUAUCGAACGCCCAAUGCAAAGACAAUUCAUCGCGGACUUUCCGUGGCAAAUCCCCGUCAUCGUCGUUCCCGUUCUGCCGAUCGAUGGCUUGAGCAUCGCGCAAAAAAUCCCGUUCCUUUGGGCACCAUCUUCCAACCGUACUACAAAGCGCGCAAAUCUGUCACGCAAGUCGAAGAGCAAGACUUGAAGGACCAGAAAAACGGCAAAUAUUGCUUGAUUGAUCAAGUUGCCGACACAGAUGGCGAAGUCGAGACGCGCAUCUACAAGGGAAACAUCAUUCCGACAAAGGCGGGAGGCACGCAGGUCGUAUUGGAAGACGUGGAAUUGUUGAAGCAAUUUUCGCCGACAUCGCCGCAACGCGUCAAGCGCGGAAGUGCCGAGAAUCCGGAUCUCGUGUCGCAAAGUAUUAAGAAGAAGAAGUUCUAUGUGUAGAAAUUUCUCUUGUUUAUUUUUGAUUUUUUGAUGUUUUUUUGACUAUUUUGUAUUGUAUACCAUGGUUUUCAUGAAAAUAAAUGGAAAAAGUAUUAUAUUA